GUCAAAUUUAACGUUUAAUAUUUCGAUUCACGGGACAGAGCGACACUUUUUUCUGUCAAAUUCUUUCAUUUUAUGCAAAAAUGCGUUGAAUGAGCUUAAUUUCAGCAAAAGUGGAGCAGCCAUCAGUGAUCACCAAUGACAAAAGGCACAUAUCACGUGUAAGUACGUGAGAAUGAGUCAUAUAACUGCUCGUCAAUGUAAAAUGAGGUCACUGGUUGGUAUAGAGUGGUACAAUCACAACAUGAUGCUUGGGAGAGACUUGAUAGGUUAGGACCGAUGCCACCUCUAUCUCGAACACCUUUGACUUUGAUAAACAAGGUGAUUUUCGUUCACGUUACAUCGGAAAGGGAAACGCCGUGACGACGUCUCAUCGUGGCGUUCUUCAUCGUUUUUUUGGUAUUUAUGCACGGAGUCUGAUGCCGGACUUUUCCCUCAGCGAAGAAUUCCGGAGAAAAAGAGAAACGUAAAUCGCAUCUCGCGAGAGAAGCCAGCUGUUUAUGUUCGAUCUGUCACAAUGGAACCUGGCACGAGCAGUUCGACGGAUGACUACGCGGAGAUAAUACGGAAAUUGCCUCUGCAUCUGAGACUAGCGUACGGCACAGGCCAUGUACUCAAUGACAUUUGCGCUUCCAUGUGGUUCACAUAUUUACUGGUUUUUUUUCACCUGGUCCUUGGUUUUGAUCCCACUUUGGCUGGCGUUGUGCUGCUCAUCGGUCAACUAGCAGAUGCCCUGGUUACUCCAUUUGUUGGUUUUCAGUCUGACAGAAAUGACGAUUUUUGGUUGUGCAGAUACGGCAGAAGGAAGACUUGGCACUUGUUAGGCACUAUUUGUGUACUAUUAGGAUUCCCAUUUAUAUUCUCGCAAUGUUUAGGCUGUGAAAGUGCGCAUCAAUACGCACAGUUAGUUUAUUACGCUGCUUUUGUGGUAAUCUUUCAAUUUGGUUGGGCGGCGGUACAAAUAUCGCAUUUGGCUCUAGUCCCGGAGCUUACACCUGCUGAACACGAGAGAACUGAACUUAUAGCUAUAAGGUUUACGUUUACUGUCUUUUCUAAUGUUCUCGUUUAUUGUAUUAUGUGGGGUGUCCUACAUGUAACGAGCGAUGAAUAUGACUCUCAGAUUGGACCUGGUGACAUUCACAAAUUUCAGAAAGUUGUUCUAAUUGGAGUCGCAACUGGAUUAAUAGCAUCUAUUAUAUUUCAUGUUGUUGUUAAGGAAAGCGCUAAUGGCAAUGCUAAUGGUAGUUUUUUGCAUAGAAACCCCAGGACAGCAUCAGUAUUAUUGAGAGAUAUCAGAUUGUAUCAAGUAGCAUGCGUCUAUAUGCUUACACGACUAUUCAUUAAUUUAUGCCAAAUUUAUAUGCCUCUUUACUUACACGAGUCGUUGAAUAUGCCUGCGACAUCUCUGGCUUAUAUACCAUUGACAAUGUAUCUAAGUAGUUUUUUGACAUCUUUAAUCAUAGAGAGACUCAAUACAAAAUGGGGACGAAAGGUAGCGUAUUCCAUCGGUGCUUUACUUGCGAUAUGCGCCUGUAUAUGGAUACAAUUCGGCACCGGCGAUUUAUAUAUUAAAUAUCAGAUCUACGUUGUAUCUAUACUAUUAGGUUCCGCUGGUGCAAUAAUGUUAGUGACUAGUCUUGGUGUUACUUCCGAUCUAAUAGGAAAAAAUACUGAGAGCGGUGCCUUCGCCUACGGAAUAAUGAGCUUUACAGAUAAACUUAGUAACGGUCUGGUGGUUAUGCUGAUUCAGUAUUUAGUAAAGCAUUUUUCGUCUGGUUAUGCUAAUUAUUACUACAGAGACAUUCUUACAUAUGUCUGCGGCAUUUCUGCGGCAAUUGCUUUACUAAUGAUUUUAUACAUCAAACCGUUUUCUCGUACUACGGUAUUUGAAACGUUUCGCAACGAUGAUGAUGAAGGUUUCAUAGAAACUCCAAAUGCGAUUGAUGCAAACUCCACUGCAAAUGAAUCUCAAUCUAGUGUACAUUGAUGAUCUGUAAUAAUGUAAUUAAAAGUCCAUCCAUCUCUCGUAAUAUUUAUCGUAAGCUCUUUACGAUGAUCAUACUGGAGCAUUUAUAGCAAUUAAUUUAUUGCUCUCCGUAAUGCAAAACGAUACAUACAACGAUCGCAUUUUAUAACUUCUUAGUUUUAUUGAUACCGGCUUCGAAAUAUUCAAAACUGAGGGAGAGGAAUUACCAUUCCUCGAUGAAUUAAAGUAAAAGCUUUUAAAAGUAUAAAAGUGGAAUCAAAGAUCUAAUAACUCGUAACACAAAGUCUAAUAAUUGCAAUCAUAUAUAAAAAUAUUUUAGUAACGGACAAACGUUCGAACAAGUACACACGAUUUUGUAGACGAGCAAUGUUUACGACGGUUUUUUACGAUCAUCGCUUACGAUUAAAACAUUGCGAUAGAUGUAAAUGGAUCUUUAUUUGCAAUAUCUGGUCUAAAAUGUGGAAUGUAAAGACAUUUAUAUUUACUGAAAAAGAAUAAGUAAUACUUGCUAUAUAGGCCAUGAUGUGUGAUAUAUACUAAGAACAAACUAUUUUUUUAUUUAAAAUUGUUGAUAUUACAAUUUAAUAUAUUUUAAUGAUAUUAGAA
Molecule: messenger RNA, 2590 nt
Organism: Solenopsis invicta (red fire ant)
Lineage: Eukaryota; Metazoa; Arthropoda; Insecta; Hymenoptera; Formicidae
Product: major facilitator superfamily domain-containing protein 12
Exons: 9
Coding region: 515-1984 (489 amino acids)
Biological process (GO): carbohydrate transport
Cellular component (GO): membrane
Molecular function (GO): symporter activity
Source: RefSeq, a predicted model, not a curated record